This is a messenger RNA of Sitodiplosis mosellana (orange wheat blossom midge), 9746 nucleotides long. RefSeq names its product protein sidekick (gene sdk). The transcript has 19 exons. Gene Ontology annotation, biological process: cell-cell adhesion. The record is from RefSeq and is a predicted model, not a curated record. Lineage: Eukaryota; Metazoa; Arthropoda; Insecta; Diptera; Cecidomyiidae. Gene Ontology annotation, molecular function: protein binding. Bases 1628 to 8647 code for a protein of 2339 amino acids.
UCUUUUCGAAUUAAAUUGUAUUCAUGGAACGAAGGAAAGGUAAACGUUUCGUCAUUAUUUGAUUAUUUUGACAACUAAAAUCAGUGACUGCUAAAUUUAACCACCGUAAAUCAAAUCGUGAAUCCAAUCUGUACUAUUUAAAUAUUCGAAAUGAUUUCGACUCAUUUUUUGUCUAGAGGCAGCUCUUGAAGAAAGUCAGUUUACUCAUGAAACAAGAGGUGUUAAAACAAAUGUACAAAAUAAUUUCUCUAUGCACCACUUGAUGGCUCUCACCGUCAAUAUCUAUUCAAUUUUCAUGCGUCACUACACAACACCGCUCCGUGUCUGUCAUCGGAACUAUGGAUGGGAAUAAACAAACAAUAUAUGCUAACAAGUUAAACGUACGGCUGAAAGAAGAAAAACCGGUUCGCGCUCGCAGUCACACACAGUCGCAAGCGAAUGCUAUUUACACACAUAUCCGCAGAGUCACAGUCUUUAACGGAAUGUACUGUAGAUGUUAUAGCUGCAGUGUGGAUCGCAGCAACAGCAAGCAGCAGCAGCAGCAGCAGCACAUGUGUGUAUAGGUAGAGUGAAUGAAGUAGAACCAUUCAACGUUUACCAGAAAUGUUUGUGUAGUUAGUAUUGAAUUGAAUGCUGUACCAAACGGUACGUCAUUUGUGCGUUGUGUCGACCGAAUGGAUUAAGAUCAUUCGUCUUUCGUUGGGAGAGGGAAAAAAAACAUGAAAUUUAUUCUUGACAAAACAAUCGUGCAAUAAAGCCAAAAUUUAUUUGAUAUUUUUAUGGCUAAUUUGAAUAAUUUCGGUAGAAAGAAAAAUAAAAGUGUGUGUGAUUCGUCGAGUGGUGAUCUGUGUUGAAUGAGAGCAAGCAACAAAAAGGUGCAAUCUACACAGGUGUGCUGUUGAUUCUGAGAAAACAAUAAAACUUGGAUUGUCAGUCAAUGGUACUUUCAGAGUAAAACAAUUCGCUUGGCUUUUUGCACACAAAAACAGGAUUUCUUAAAAUCGAUAUCUCUUGGUCCGAAAUGUAAACGAAAGGAAAGGAAAAAGAACGAAACCAACAAUUGCUCAUAAACAACAAGAAGGCAAAAAAAAAGAAAGGUUCGAAUCAUUUGUGGUGCUAAUUUUGAGUGAAUUGCGUACAGUGGAUUUUCAAAAGAAUUGUGCAGAAUUUUUUUUCUCUGGCAAAAAGUCUGUUAUUUUCACACACGGAUCAGAAACCGAAAAAAAUUGUUUAUCGUACCAAAUGAUCAGCAGAAUUUAUUCAUCAAACACAAGCAUAAAGCCGUCAAAACUGUGUAUAAUUAACAGAUUUGUGUGCUAAAACUAGACGAUUCGUGCAAAUAUUAUGGCAUAUGGUGUAUGUGUGUGAAUGACGCUGGAUGUGAAACAGAAAAGUUCGUUAAAAAAAAGAAACAUAACAAGUUGGAAAUAUAAAUAAAAAGCGAAUUUGUGGCUCAAUGCGAUUCUGAUCGUUAGCAAACAUGUGCAUGUCGAAAUCACGGUGUUUUGACUUGUUACUACUAUUCCCAAUCUUAGCCGAAUAAUAAAUUUGAUUUUGGAACGGCAUUCUUGGUUUUGGUUCUCUCAUAGUGAUCGAAAACGUGUGUACGCGAACCCAACUAAGAAAUAUGGAUUCAAAUGUUUCUGUAGACGACACCGCAUAUUUAACGCAUAGCCGACUGAUAAAAAUUGAUAAUAUGGAACACAUAUUAAAUAUGAAUAAACGAAUGAAAGUACGAAGGAAAUCGCGACGGUUACCGUCAUCAUCAACAUCGUCAUCGUUAAAUUGGUUUGUAACGCGAACCAGAAUUACAUCGUCAGCGGCAACAGCAACCAAAACUAUGUUCAUAAGUUUACUCACACUGUGUCAUCUACUCGGAUUUACAUUGUGUAUCGAUUCAUCACAACAGCUUCAACCGCCAAGAUUUACGACGCAACCAUCAUCGUCUGGUUCGAUAGUGAGUGAAGGACGUACGAAAAUUUUACAGUGCCAUGCGUUGGGUUAUCCACAGCCGAUGUAUCGAUGGCUUAAAGAUGGAAUUCCAGUGACCGAUUUCUCAACGGGUCAAUAUUAUCGUAUACCCAAUACGAGACGUGAUGAUGCUGGCUCUUAUCAGUGCAUGGCACGAAACGAUGCUGGAACGAUAUUUAGUGAAAAAAUUGAUGUAGUCGUUGCAUACAUGGGAAAUUUCGAAGAUAUAACAGAACGACGUGUAUCGGUGGAGUCAGGUCAUCCUGCGAUUUUGGAUUUGCCACCAAUUGAAUCGAUACCACCACCGUCGGUGACAUGGCAAGACGAAGAGCAUCAAUUGAAAUUCGAUAUAAAAUAUGCGGAAACGUUGAAAAAUCAAUUGAUCAUUUUGAGUGUGGACGAAUCCGAUGCGAAAUCCUAUCGAGCACGUGCAAUCAAUACGCAACUUGGCAAAGAGGAAAAUAGCGCUUUCAUUCACUUAAAUGUCAGCGGCAGUGAUUCAUAUGAUGGAGAAAUUGCACCGGAAAUUAUUGUGCAUCCUUCCAAUCUUCGAUUGGUUCGUGGUGAAGAAGUGUCACAGUUGCAAUGCAUUGCCAAUGCACGACCGCUGCACGAACUCGAAACACUUUGGCUGAAAGACGGCAUUCUAAUCGAAAAUACUGGAAUUGCACACACAUUGGACGACCCAUGGAACCGAACUCUGGCUUUGUUGACAGCAAAUUUAACCCAUACUGGCCAAUAUACCUGCCAGGUUCGAUUGCGUAGUGGCGGUUUUCCCACAGUUACAUCGACGGCUACAGUUACGGUGCAAGAGCCACCAACCUUUUUCUCACCACUGCGUACGGAAACACUGGGCGAGUAUGGGUCUACUUUGGUGAUUCCUUGCGAUGUAAUUGGCGAACCAACGCCACAUGUUACAUGGUUUAGAAAUGCCGAUGCAUUGGACAUGACCAGCGAACGAUACAUCGUUCAAGAAGAUAACUCAUUGGUGAUUAAAAAACUAUCGAUGGACGAUUCGGCGAUGUUUCAAUGUCUUGCCUCGAAUGAUGCUGGCGAAAAAUCAUCAUACACUUGGCUUCGUGUAAAAAACAAGGGUGCGUUUGUCGAUAACAACGCCAGUAUCAAUGAGUUGUCCACUAAUCAUCUAACAGUCGAUAGUAAUGGAAUUAUACGAAAUCGAAAGAAACGUUUUGCUCAGCCGCGCAUUAUACGUGUGCGAGCAUCGUCGUCAGCCACCGCAUCCAAAUCUUCGUUGUCAUCCAUUUCAUAUGAUUCCGCUACUUUAUCUGGAACGGGUCACGAAGUAACCACUAAAAAUCGGAAACUCAAAGGAUUUCGCUUUGAUUCAACCACUUUGCCGGGCUCAUCAACACCGAUCAUGGAACAAUCACCAAAAAAUAUCACCAUUUUGGAUGGCAAGGAUGCAACAAUUGUGUGCCGUGCGGUCGGUGCACCGCAACCGAACGUGACAUGGACUUAUAAUGAUACGACUCCGGUUGAGUUAACAGGACGAGUUCAAGUGCUCGAAAAUGGUGAUUUGUUGAUAUCGAAUGUGCGCGAGAGUGAUGCCGGUUGGUAUAACUGUAUUCGGUCAAAUGAAGCCGGUUCAGUGACGGGACAAGCAUAUCUUGGUGUUAUGGUUCGCACACAAAUCGUUCAACCGCCCGCUGACACUCGUGUACUUUUGGGUUUGACUGCAACGCUACAAUGCCGAGUAUCAAGUGAUCCAUCAGUCCCGUUCAAUAUUGAUUGGUAUCGUGAUGGACAACCAGCACCAAUUAUGAAUAGUCAACGAGUUGGCGUACAAGCGGAUGGAACAUUGGAAAUUCAAGCCGUUCGAGCAUCAGACGUUGGUGUUUAUUCAUGCAUGGUUACAUCGCCGGGUGGAAAUGAAACACGUUCGGCUCGAUUGUCUGUGAUCGAAUUGCCGUUCCCACCGACAAAUGUGAAAGCCAUUCGUUACGAUACGCAAACUUAUCGCUCGAUAAAUGUGUCCUGGACGGCCGGAUUCGAUGGAAAUAGUCCAAUUUUAAAAUUCAUUAUUCAACGACGCGAAGUACCCGAACUAGAAGAAUUUAUAGGUCCAAUACCUGAUCCGCUAUUAAAUUGGAUCACCGAACUCAGCAACGUGUCGUCCAAUCAACGAUGGAUUUUAUUGCGAAAUUUGAAAGCAGCAUCUGUAUACCAGUUUCGAGUGAGUGCAGUAAAUAGUGUUGGCGAAGGACCGCCAAGUGAACCGAGCAACGUUAUUCGUUUACCACAAGAAGCACCAUCUGGUCCGCCAGUUGGAUUCGUUGGGUCAGCACGUUCUUCAUCGGAAAUUAUCACCCAAUGGCAACCUCCACUCGAAGAGCACAGAAAUGGUCAAAUUCUCGGCUACAUCAUAAGAUAUCGACUGUAUGGAUACAAUGACAGCCCUUGGACCAUUCAAAAUAUAACGAACGAAGCUCAACGAAACUAUUUGAUUCAAGAGUUGAUCACAUGGAAAGAUUAUAUUGUACAAAUUGCCGCUUUCAAUAACAUGGGCGUCGGAGUAUUCACCGACGGUGCAAAGAUUAAAACAAAAGAAGGCAUUCCAGAGGCACCACCAACCAAUGUACGAGUCAAACCGUUAAAUUCAACAGCCAUUAAAGUUUGGUGGACACCACCAAAUCCACAACAAAUCAACGGCAUCAAUCAAGGGUACAAGCUGCAAGCAUGGCUUUACAAUAUUGCCGACGGUGAGGAAAUGGAAUCCGAAGCAAAAAUGAUCACCGUUCCACCGAGUUUAAUCGAUCCGUUGGCCGAACAAAGCACCAUAAUGUCUGGAUUGGAGAAGUAUACUGAAUACAAUAUAACGGUGCUCUGUUUCACCGAUCCAGGUGAUGGUGUUCGCAGUGAAUCGGUUUAUGUAAAGACAAAAGAGGAUGUUCCAGGUGAAGUGGCCUCGUUGCAAUUUGAUGAAGUUUCUGAUCGUGCAGUCAAAGUGCUGUGGUCACCACCGAAGGCAGCCAAUGGCAUUUUGACGGGAUAUCAAGUGAAAUAUCAUGUUAAGGACGAUCCAAGCACAAUGAAAAUGGUGAAUUUAACAGCCAAAGAGACAAGCUUAAAAGUAACUAAACUGGUAGCAACUACACGAUACCUAUUCGAAGUGAAUGCCGUGACAAAAGUUGGCGCAGGAGCACCAAAAACAGCAACUAUGCAAUCGGGCGUUGAACCAGUUUUGCCAUCACCGCCAACACAACUCGCUCUAUCAAAUAUCGAAGCAUUUUCCGUGGUGUUGCAAUUCACUCCAAGUUUUGAUGGUAAUUCAUCAAUCACCAAAUGGACUGUCGAAGCGCAAACCGCACGCAAUUUGACAUGGUUUACAAUUUACGAGAUUUCCGAUCCCGAUGCAUCAACAUUGACCGUUACUGGAUUGAUGCCAUUUACAUCGUAUCGCUUGCGAUUGAUAGCCACAAAUGUGGUUGGCCCAUCAGAACCGUCGGAACCAACGAAAGACUUUCAAACGAUUCAAGCGCGUCCAAUGCACCCACCACUUAAUGUCACCGUUCGUGCGAUGAGCGCAACUGAGCUUCGCGUUCGAUGGAUCCCAUUGCAGCAGAGUGAAUGGUUUGGCAAUCCUCGUGGAUAUAAUAUUACCUACAGAAACGUUGAAAAUGGAUCGGCAUCAUCGGUUUUGAGUGCAUUAAUUGAAGACCAUACCGCAAAUUCACAUGUGCUGGACAAUUUGGAAGAGUAUGCUGUUUAUGAAGUUAUAAUGAAUGCAUGCAACGAUGUUGGAAAUUCAAAAGACAGCCCACCAGCUUUGGAACGUACACGUGAAUCAGUGCCAUCGGUUGGACCAAUCAAUGUUGAAGCCAAUACAACUUCGUCCACCACAAUCGUUGUGCGAUGGGGUGAAGUUCAGAAAGAACAUCGUAACGGUCAAAUCGAAGGUUACAAAGUCUUCUAUGGUGCCGCAAGCCGUGGACCAGUUCUACAUAAGACGAUUGCGAAUAAUAACACAUACACAACCACAUUAACUGAGUUGAAAAAGUUUGUGGCUUAUCACAUUCAAGUGCUUGCCUACACUCGAUUAGGUGACGGAACAUUGUCAACGCCACCAGUUCGUGCUCAAACAUUUGAAGAUACUCCUGGUGCACCAUCAAAUGUUUCAUUCCCGGAUGUUUCACUAACAACGGCGCGUAUCAUUUGGGAUGUGCCCGAAGAGCCAAACGGCGAAAUUCUUGCAUACCGGGUCACUUAUUCGAUUAAUGGAUCGACCAAUUUGAAUUAUAGUCGUGAAUUUCCGCCACAUGAAAGAACAUUCCGAGCAACGAACUUGCAUUCGGAACGGUAUUAUAUUUUCAGUGUCACAGCUCAAACUCGUCUCGGUUGGGGUAAAACAUGUUCAGUACUCGUGUACACCACAAAUAAUCGCGAGAGACCACAAGCACCGUCGUCGCCACAAAUUUCAAGAAGUCAAGUUCAAGCACAUCAAAUCACAUUUAGUUGGACACCGGGACGAGAUGGAUUUGCUCCACUUCGUUAUUACACGGUGCAAUUACGUGAGAAUGAAGGCCCAUGGAUUUCACUUUCCGAAAGAGUUGAUCCAGCCAUUACGUCAUUCACAGCCACUGGUCUGAAGCCACACACUACUUAUCAGUUCCGCAUUCAAGCUACAAACGAUUUAGGACCCAGUGCAUUUAGUCGCGAAAGUAUCGAAGUACGUACUCUGCCUGCUGCUCCCUCGCAAGGUGUUCAUGGAUUGAAAGUUGUGCCCAUUACAACGACAAGUGUUCGUGUUCAAUGGAACUCACUUGAACAUUCAUAUUGGAAUGGUGACGCAACAACCGGAGGCUAUCGAAUUCUAUUCCAACCGAUUUCCGAUUUUCCAACCGCUUUGCAAGCAACACCCAAACAAGAAGUCAUGGGAAUCGCGUCGAAUAGUAUGGUUUUAUCAGAUUUGACACAGGAUAGAAAUUACGAAAUUAUUGUGAUGCCAUUUAAUUCACAAGGAGAAGGUCCACCAUCACCACCAGUUGCCGUUUAUGUUGGCGAAGCCGUUCCAUUGGGCGAACCUCGAAGUGUGGAAGGUGCCGCUGUAUCAGCCACUGAAGUUCGACUACGUUGGAAACCUCCAACGGAGCAAAAACAAAACGGCGAUCUGCUUGGCUAUAAAAUCUUCUAUCUGGUGACUGAUUCACCCCAAGAAUUGGAAGAAGGACGAAAGUAUGAGGAAGAAAUCGAAGUUGUACCAGCCUCAUCAAAUGCUCAUAGUUUAGUAUUUUUGGACAAAUACACCGAAUACCGUGUGCAAUUGCUUGCGUUCAAUGCUGCUGGCGAUGGUCCCAGAUCAAUUCCAAUCACCGUUAAAACUCUACAAGGUUUGCCUGGACCUCCAAGCACUCUUAACUUUACUGAUAUCACGAUGCAUAGCUUGCGUGUAUCAUGGAAUGCUCCGAAAAGGAAAAACGGUGAAAUCUUGGGAUACAUUGUUACUUAUGAAACUACCGAAGAGAACGACAAAUUCAGCAAACAAGUCAAACAAAAAGUGAGUGGAACGAGUCUAUUGGUGCAAAAUCUCGAAGAAGAAGUCACAUACACCUUUACCGUGCGUGCACAAACAAUCGACUACGGUCCACCAAUCGUCGGAAACGUAACAACUGGACCACAAGAAGGAUCACCGGCCGCGUUACGCGAUCUUCUGCUAACCAAAACUGUGUCGAGCGUCGAAUUGCACUGGAAAAAUGGUCCAUCGGGCAAAGGGCCAAUCUUGGGCUACUACAUUGAAACAAAGAAAAGAGAAAGAGAUCAAAAUUUGAUUUAUGACACACGAUGGGAAACUGUUUCACGUACAACGGGCGGAUCGAUGCAAGAAUUUACCGUUAGCUAUCAAACAUUGCUGCCAUCAACAGUUUACUCAUUCCGCGUUAUAUCGUACAAUAUGUAUGGCAUUUCGUAUCCAGUUUAUUCGAAGGACCCAAUUUUAACGCCAUCAAAACUGUAUUUGGAAUAUGGGUACUUACAACAUAAACCAUUUUACCGGCAACAGUGGUUCAUGGUAUCACUAGCAGCUACAUCCAUUAUCAUUAUCAUUAUGAUUGUGGCCGUUUUGUGUGUCAAGAGCAAGAGCUAUAAAUAUAAACAAGAGGCACAGAAGACACUAGAAGAAUCGAUGGCCAUGUCAAUUGAUGAUCGGCAAGAACUGGCCUUAGAACUGUAUCGAUCACGACAUGGCAUGGGCAAUGGUACACUCUCGGUGAAUGGCGGUACAAUUCGCCGAACGAUGGGACGCAAGCCAACGACUCAACCGGCUGCAGCUGCUGCGCUAGGCAAAUCGCCACCGAGACCAUCGCCAGCUUCAGUCGCUUAUCACAGUGAUGAAGAGAGUCUCAAAUGUUAUGAUGAGAAUCCAGAUGACAGCAGCGUUACAGAAAAACCGUCCGAAGUGAGCUCAAGUGAUUCACAGAACUCCGAGAGUGAAAAUGAGAGCGUUCGAUCCGAUCCGCAUUCGUUUGUGAAUCACUAUGCGAAUGUGAACGAUACGCUGCGUCAGUCAUGGAAACGACAGAAACCGGUGCGAAACUAUUCGAGUUACACGGAUUCAGAGCCAGAGGGUAGCGGUGUAAUGAGCUUAAACGGUGGCCAAAUUAUAGUCAAUAAUAUGGCAAGGUCGCGGGCGCCACUACCUGGUUUUUCGUCGUUUGUCUGAUUUUCACUGAACGACUUAGAUAAAGUAGAGAUAGAAACGUCGACUGUUUUCUAAAACAAAAGCAACAACGCACAUCGAUCAAUAAUAAGGCGCGCACACACAAAAUCUGGAUCUCAAUAGACAAUCAAAAAGAAUACUAAAAUCUCGCCCCCUUAAGAAAUUUUGUGGUGUCUAGAAGCUACGACGAAUAGUGUAGAAAAACGGAUGAAAUUUGCUCAAACGGUGGCUAUCGCAUCAAAAAAAAUUGCAAUCGCGCGGCUGAAUCCGAUUCUUAGGGCAAUUAUUGAACAUGUGUGUGAAAAUGACUUUUUAUGUUGUGUGAUAACUAACAAAACGAAAUUUAAAGUUAGGUCAAUGUUAAGAAACAAUGAUUCAGAAGAAAGAAAGAAACUAGGUUUAUUGCGCUUUUUCUCUCUCUCUCUCAUUCAAAUAGUCAAUUAAAACAAAAACUAUGGAAUAUUUCGAUCAAUUAUUAUGAUUUGCCUCCCCGUUAUGUGCGCUCCAUCACUGCGGCAGAUUUUUUGAUCAAUUUGUAUAUAUUGUGUAAUUUAGAUAGAAUUUAUUUUUAAUUUUAAUUUUGACGACUUAUCAACACACGAAACUGCCUAUUUUAAACGUUUAAGAUUGAAAACAUUUAUGUUCAUUUCGUUAUGUGCGUUUUUUUCAAUUAUUCUAUCUUUUUGUGUAUAUUUAUGAAUAUAGCAAAAUAUUCGGUUUUAUAAUUUUUUAGUCCAAAAAUUUGCGUCGUUUCGAUUUUUUUUUAGCAAAAUUAUUUCUUUGUUUAACCACUAUAUGAAUAUUCUAUUUUGUAUGUUGUGUAAAACUCGACUGAAUAUAUUUACUUGAACGUGUUUCUCGAUGUAACAAACUCUGUUACUGAUUUAACAAACAAAAAUAUUAUGAAAAAUUUGUAGAAUAUUUAGUAAAAAUUUACAACCACAAAGAACAAACAAACACACACAUAUAAAUUAAAUUGCAUGAGAACAAAAAUGUCAUAAAUUUAGGAAUUUAGAAAAUAAGAAUUUAUUGAAUAGAUGUAUGAGAUUUAAAUUGACUUUCUGAUUACACCGUGCAGCUUUUACGGCUAACUAUAAACAAA